Polychytrium aggregatum is the source of this 1074-nucleotide messenger RNA. RefSeq names its product pyrroline-5-carboxylate reductase dimerization-domain-containing protein. Gene Ontology annotation, biological process: L-proline biosynthetic process. The transcript has 3 exons. Gene Ontology annotation, molecular function: pyrroline-5-carboxylate reductase activity. The record is from RefSeq and is a predicted model, not a curated record. Lineage: Eukaryota; Fungi; Chytridiomycota; Chytridiomycetes; Polychytriales. The coding region runs from base 69 to 932 and encodes 287 amino acids.
CCAGCAUCGGUCGCCCGUCGUCCAUCUCCAUCGCUCUCCAGACCUCUGCCCUCUGUGCAUCGACUACAAUGACCCUCGACGUCUCCAAGCGCAUUGCAUUCAUCGGCGGCGGCAACAUGGCUUCGGCCAUCAUCGGCGGCCUCAUCGCUGCUGGCUACCCCGCCUCCAAUGUCUCUGUUUCCGAGCCCUACGAGGAGCUGCGAAAGAAGCUCAGCGCCACCUACGGUGUCUUCACCACGUCCAACAACUCCGAGGCCAUCGCCCACGGCCCCGCCGACAUUGUUAUCCUGGCCGUCAAGCCCCAGGUGAUGCGCGGUGUUGCCGAGGGCAUUUCCGAGGCCGUCAAGACCCACUCUCCCGUCGUGCUGUCGAUCGCCGCAGGCAUCCUCGCCAAGGAUCUCGAGCGAUGGUUGAUGGCCCACUCUGCCGGCAAGGUCCCGUCGAUCAUCCGAUCGAUGCCCAACACCCCCGCGCUCGUGUCCCAGGGAGCCACCGCUGCUUGGGCCUCCGAGACGGUUUCGCAGAGCCAGAAGGAUCUGGCCUUUGGUAUUCUUGCUGCCGUUUCCAAGAAGACGUACUUUGUCGAACGCGAGGAGUUGCUCGAUGUGGUCACUGGUCUGUCAGGCAGUGGCCCGGCCUACUUUUUCCUCCUGAUCGAGUGUAUCGAGCAGGCCGCCAUCAAGCUGGGCCUGCCUGCUGAUGUCGCCAGGGGCCUUGCUGCCCAGACUUGCCUCGGGGCCGGAACCAUGGCCGUUGCCACAGGCGAAGACCCUGCCGAUCUGCGACGCAAGGUCACCUCCCCCAACGGAACCACCCAGGCCGGCAUCGAGAGCGCCGAGGCGGCCGGGGUGCGACAGCUGUGGGAAAACGUUGUUAUUGCGGCCACCAAGCGCAGCGAAGAGCUCGGCGCUAUCCUGGGCAAGGACAACUAAAGCUGUCGGAGCAUCAGGGCCGUUGCACCCGGAACAGGGCCGGCACUCGAAUUGAAUGCUGAGCAAUGCGAAUCGGGACACUGCUUCUGGGUUCCCCGGAGUGAUGUGUCUGGACCGUGAAUACAUCCGCCCAUCUACAGCA